Messenger RNA from Paramuricea clavata, 2987 nucleotides. NCBI's taxonomy places the organism in Eukaryota, Metazoa, Cnidaria, Anthozoa, Malacalcyonacea, Plexauridae. The record is from the annotation of a GenBank genome assembly.
AUGGUUAAAGAAAAUGCUUUCCCAACUGUAAAUGCUGAUGUCUGUAUUACUUCUAGUGGCUGUUCACCUGAAACUAAUAACAGUCAUGAAAACGUUAAUCAACCAACCGUGGACUCUGACCUUGACCCUCCAGUGUCCGAAAUGAAUAAUCACUCAAAGGAUUCAAUUGAAGCAGUACAGCUCUCAAUUUCUGUUACCAAAGAACGAGCAGCUACCCCAAUCACUCAAGCGACCAAUGAUAACAGCAAUAUAGAACCAAAUGUUGGAAAAUCUUUCGUCUUAGCACCUCCACAACGGAAUAAUAUCGAAUGGUUAGGUCGCUUACCGUUGAUUGAAACACUAAAACAGGCUAACCAAACUUCGUUCUGCAACACUAAAAGUAGAAGUAGUAGUGUUUUUAAAAACCGCGACACCGAGUAUUAUAAAGGUUGUCAAACAAAUUCAAAGCCUUUAACUUCACCAAGGCAUAAUAAUAUACGUAAUUCCCCUGGUCGACGCCCUUUUUUAAAACGUCAGAACAUCAAACCACCAUCAUAUCGAACAUCUCAUCGUCAUCACUCACUAGAGUGGUUGAUCCAUCUGUAUGUGGUGUACCGCAUGAUGAGACAAUGAGAAUACCAGUCAGAAUCACCUUGCGCUACCCUACACAGAAUAUGACUCAAAAUGGACCAAGUUUUUCGAACCUAGUAAAUAUUCAAUUGUAAACUCUAGGGAAAAGACCCUAACCAAUGAUCGAAUUGCUAUUGAUUGCCAAGACUCGACCUCUGUGUUGCGGAAGUGUUUACGCUUUGCUUGUGUUAAUUCGCGCUCUGUAAGGAACAAGAUCGCCGUUAUCAUUGAUCAUAUGGUUGAUAGCGGUAUUGUUAUAUGUACUAUCACUGAAACGUGGUUGAAGGAAUGUGACUCUGUCAGCAUUGCUGGACUAUCUACUGCAGGAUUUGUGUUUAGAUCUUUCCCAAGACAGUCUGGUAGAAGUGGUGGCGGCACGGGUAUUCUGUGCAAAGAAUCGUUAAAUGUAAAAUCCAGUGACUGUGGGGAAUUUAAUUCGUUUGAAUUCUCGGAGUGGAAUGUUUGUGUGCACAAGCAAACCAUUAAAGUGGUGACAAUCUAUCGACCUCCUUACUUGGAAGAUCACCCGGUUUCAUCAAAUGUGUUUUUCGAAGAGUUUUCAUCAUACUUGGAGAACAUCGUUAUGAUUCCCGAAGUACUCUUGAUUACAGGUGAUUUUAAUUUUCACGUUGAUUGUCCAACCGAAGCAGACGCGAAAAAGUUUGCGGACUUAAUGAAUACUUUUGGACUUAUCCAACAUGUUCAUGUCCCAACUCAUUCAUCAGGUCAUACCCUUGAUUUGAUUAUCACUAGAUCAAUCAAUGAUGUCACAAUCACCUCUCCUUUGGCGACGUUUGCUUUGUCUGAUCAUUUUUUUGUUGAAUGUUUGUUGGAUAUUCCUCGCCCAAACAUCCUAGUUAAAGAAGUUUGCUAUCGCAAAGUUAAACAUAUUGACCUCAAUGCCUUUAAAGCUGAUAUAUGCGCCUCAGAUCUAUUUCAGAAAACUUGGUCAAGUGUUAAUGAUAUGUCAAAAUGCUAUGAUAUUACCCUAUGUUCUAUUCUUGAUAAGCAUGCUCCUUUGAAAUCGAAAGUUAUGACUGUUCGACCAAUGGUUCCUUGGUUUAAUGAUAGUUUAAAGAAGCUGAAAGCUAAACGUAGGAAACUGGAAAGAAUCAUGCUUAAAUCGAAACUUGAAUGUGAUAAGAAUGCUUAUCGUAAGGUACGCGAUGACUAUAGUGCUAUAUUGAAUGACAACAGAAAAAUUUUUUAUUCCAACCUUAUUGACAAAUCUGAGUCCUUUUGUAAGAAAAUUGAACUCGUGAAAUCAAUGAUUGACGAGAUUUCCAUUAACCCACCUAAUGUUCCAUUUCAUCUGCCUGAAGUGAAAUUGGAUGAAUUUUCUUCGGUUUCUGAGGAUGAAGUUCGGAGGAUUAUCCUUGAAUCUUCGAAUGCUUCCAGUAAGUUGGACCCUAUUCCUACAUCAUUGGUUAAACUCUGUUGUCAUGAAUUGGCCCCAAUCAUUGCUGAAAUCAUUAAUCUCUCUUUCUCUGAAGGAAUUGUACCCGAUCAUUGGAAAAUAGCGCUAGUUCUACCUCUUUUGAAGAAAUUUGGGCUUGAUUUUAUGUUUGAAAACUUCAGACCUAUAAGCAACCUGCCAUUUGUUGCCAAGUCUGCUGAGAAGGCAACGAUUUCUCACUUAUCUAUACAUUGUGCUGAAAAUGCCCCUUUUCCCGAGUAUCAAUCAGCGUAUCGGAAAAUAACUCAACAGAAACAGCUUUACUAAAAGUCCAGAACGACAUUCUCCUCAGUAUGGAUCGGCAGGAGGUUACGCUUCUGGUGCUUAUCGACCUAAGUGCCUCAUUUGAUGCUAUCGACCAGUGUGUAGUAAGGCGUUUCGCAGCCUCUAUAAUAUCCGGCAGAUAAGGAAAUUCCUUUCAGAUGAUACAACAAAGAUUUUGGUUCAUGCUUUUGUUACUUCACACCUGGACUACUGUAACUCAUUGUUUUAUGGUCUCCCACAGUCUCAAUAUGAUAGGUUACAAAGAGUUCUCAAUGCUGCAGCACGUGUGGCCUGUCUAAUCCCCUAAUUCGAUCAUAUUACUCCCGUUUUGAUUGGCCUUCAUUGGCUUCCUGUACGGUAUCGGGUAAUUUUCAAGAUUUUGUUGCUGGUGUACAAGGCUCUUCAUGCUAAUGCACCGCCUUAUAUCUCAGACCUUCUGACACCUAAGCGUAUUGGUUACUACAGCCUGCGCUCGAAUGAGCAAAAUUUGCUAAUAGUUGCUAAGACAAUGAGAAAAACGUUUGGCGACAGAGCUUUUGCCAAGGCUGGUCCAUUUUUGUGGAAUGAACUUCCCGCUGACAUUCGUGAAGCGUCAACAGUGGAAACUUUUAAAUGCAGACUUAAGACCUUUCUUUUUAAAAAGGCAUUUUAUCUUUAA